GAUCUACGUGAAUCCCGGCCAUAGUGUGUAAAUGACUCCCUGAGUGGGUUCUGACCCCCAUACUACAAUAUAUCCUAUCAGAACAGAGAGGGAAAUUUUCAGAAUUCUGACUGACCGCACCUAUAUCAUGUCUGUAUCAGAGAGGUUGCUACACGAGAAGACACCAUUUCCCUUGUCAGAGCACCGGGAGUGUAAUGAUAGCUGUACACUUGGUGUUCCAUAAAACUCAGUUGUAAUAGGUAAAAUCCAAAAAGUGACAUGCAUCUCAUUGGACUUAACCCUUAGUAAUCUGACACACUUUACAAGUGGCUGAAUUCCAGGAGCUCAGCUUUAAUGAGUGUCAGAGGAUUUCACUAUCUUUUUCUCUCUUCUGCUUUCAGUGAUGGCGUCUGCAGAUCUGAGGAAGGAGCUGGAAUGUUCCGUCUGUCUGAACAUUUAUACAGAUCCUGUAACCCUUAAAUGUGGACACAACUUCUGCCGGGACUGUAUUGGUCGUGUGUUGGAUACACAGGAGGAAUCUGGAAGUUAUUCCUGUCCUGAGUGCAGAGAAGAGUUUCAGGAGCGGACUGCACUUCGGAGGAACAUAACACUGCGUAACAUAGUGGACAAUUUCCUUUCUGCUCAGCCAGAUCAAGAGGAGCCCGGGGUCUUCUGUACUUACUGUAUUCACACUCCUGUACCUGCUGUGAAAUCCUGCCUGCAUUGUGAAGCUUUUCUGUGUGACAAUCACCUGAAAGUCCACAUUAAGUCACCAGAACACGUCUUAUGUGACCCCGCCACUUCCCUGGAGAACAGGAAAUGCUCCUUUCAUAAGAAGAUCCUGGAGUAUUACUGCACUGAGGACUCCUCCUGUAUCUGUGUGUACUGCUUGUUCAUUGGAGAACAUCGGGGACACCAGGUGGAGACUCUGGAUGAGGCCUCUGAGAUGAAGAAGAAUAAACUGAGGAAUGUUCUGCAGAAACUGAUGACAGAGAGAGAAGAGACGGAGAAAAGAGUCCAGAGUCUGGAGGAACGCAGGAGGAAAGUACAAGGAAAAGCAGAUGAUGAAGCAGAGAGAGUCACUGUCCUGUUCAGAAACCUCAGGAGACGUCUGGAAGACCUGGAGAAGAGAAUCCUGAGUGAGAUCUCUGGACAGGCAGAGCGGGUCUCGGUAUUAAUCAAUGAUCUGGUCCAGGAUCUGGAAAUAAAGAAGGAGGAGCUGUCCAGGAAGAUGGGGGACAUUGAGGAGCUGUGUAACACGACGGAUCCACUGGCUGUCCUAAAGGAAUCAGACAGAGGUGACUUGUGUGAUACUGAGGAUGGAGAUGAUGAGGACAGAGAGGGACAUGAUAAACUCCUCCAUGAUGGAGGGGAUCUGGAUGUAGCAGGGAUCUCACACACAUUGUACACUGGUUUAUCUGAUAUAAUACAGCAAACAUCAUGGGUGUCGGGGGUUACAGACAUUUUACUGGAUGUGAGCACAGUUGGUAAUCAUCUACAUAUAUCAGAUGACAGGAGAACUGUAUCCUGGUCAGAUGAGAGCCAGACUCACCCAGAAACACCAGAGAGAUUUCUUAGUCAUCAGGUGGUAAGCAGUCAGAGUUUCUCCUCAGGGAGACAUUACUGGGAAGUGGAUGUCGGAGGGUCAAGGUACUGGAAAGUCGGGAUGUGUUACCCCAGUAUAGACAGGGGGGGAGAUCAGUCAUGGAUUGGAUAUAAUAAGAAGUCCUGGAGUCUGGAGAGGAUGGGGAGUAAUCAGUACUCAGUGAGACAUGACAGGAAUCAGAUCAGAUUACCCGGCAAUGUCUCCAGUAACAGUGUCAGGAUAGAUCUGGAUUAUGAGGCUGGGCGGAUCUCAUUUUAUGAAUUGUGUGACCCGAUCCGACACCUUCACACCUUCACCACCACUUUUACUGAGCCCCUGCAUGCUGGGGUAUUUGUAGGGAGUGGUUCCUGUAUAAAGAUAUGUGGGGGGAAUCAGAUAUGAGAAUUCUGCCUAGAGACUGGUGACAUCACAGAGUGGAGAAUCUAACUAAUGAAAUACUCAGCCAAUAGGAGGAAGCAGUGGAGAAAAACCAACAUGACUGAUUUAUUUAUAAAGAUGCAGGCUCCGGGGCCGUCAUCUUCAUCCUAAACCUCACUUCACUACCUAGUGUGUCACUGACCAGGAAACCGCAUGCAGGAGGUCAGAUUUUUAUUUCUGUCUGCGGCUGUUUUGUCACAUUUUUGGGCCUGUGUUCGAUAUGUGCAAAGAGAGAUCACACAAAUAUUUAAAAGUAUAGUAUAUUUAUUAAAAGUAAUGACACAUACAGAUAACAAUAGAAAAUAUAACAAGGAUGCUUAACUAAAGAUGCUGUUUCGCCACAGAGUCCCCCCAUAAAGUCAUGGUCAGGUAAUCAGACCAGACGUUUGCAUGUUGCAUGAUGCAGCUCUGGAUGAGACUACCGUGUUUCCCCGAAAAUAAGACACCGUCUUAUAUUUUUUUUCCCCUCAAAAAAUCACACUAUGGCUUAUUUUCGGGGGGUGUCUUAUAUGUCGAAUUGUGGUGCCAUUUCACGGGCAAAUGUUUGAAUAUCAGCCCUGCGCACACAAACCAAAGCCUUUGCUCUCCUGUCAGCAACCCA
Messenger RNA from Rana temporaria (common frog), 2603 nucleotides. RefSeq names its product E3 ubiquitin-protein ligase Midline-1-like. Lineage: Eukaryota; Metazoa; Chordata; Amphibia; Anura; Ranidae. The coding region runs from base 383 to 1966 and encodes 527 amino acids. Gene Ontology annotation, molecular function: protein binding; zinc ion binding. The transcript has a single exon. The record is from RefSeq and is a predicted model, not a curated record.